Molecule: messenger RNA, 683 nt
Organism: Aegilops tauschii subsp. strangulata
Lineage: Eukaryota; Viridiplantae; Streptophyta; Magnoliopsida; Poales; Poaceae
Biological process (GO): regulation of transcription by RNA polymerase II
Cellular component (GO): nucleus; NuA4 histone acetyltransferase complex
Source: RefSeq, a predicted model, not a curated record
CUUCCUCUAAGCCUGACCCGACCCACCACAGUCUCUUCGUCUCGCUCACCGGGCUCCCCAACCAAUUUCGUGGUGGCGCACGUGAAGGGUUCGGGUAUGGAGGCGGCCGCCGACGAGGAGCAGGAGGGGCUGUCCGCGCAGUCGCCGGCGCAGGCGCCGCCUUCAUCAGCGUCCUCCCUUCCAAAGGAGCAGUCGCAGGUGGAGUUGGAGCUGAGGCUGCUCCAGGCUCUCGAGUUCUACCCUCCCUCCAAACUGAAAGGCAUUCAUCGCCACUUCAUUCUAUACGGCCUCAUGGAAUACUUGAGAAAAAGCCUUGACAGACAAUUCUCCGCGGAUGAAGUUCUGCAACUGCUGGACCGCUUCUUCAACCUAGAGAUGCUGAAACCAGACGACGACGAGAAGGAUAACUUCGGCCAGACUGAAGAAUUCGCCUUGCCGGACAAUUUUUUCAAGAAGGAAGAUUGAUGUGCAAGUUAGCUGCUGCUUUGUUUUCUUUUCGCCCUGUAGUCUUUGCCCUAGAGGCCUGGAACAGAACACCCAUAUAUAUGCUGAAGAGCUGUGUUGGUUGCUGGUUGGUGUUCACUGACUUGACCUGUGCUGUUGUACAGCUUCUGUUGUGCUCGGAUACCCGACGAACUGUUAUGAGUCUGCUCAUUUAGGUUCAGAAUCACGUGUUUCGCUUC